Molecule: messenger RNA, 1059 nt
Organism: Cryphonectria parasitica EP155
Lineage: Eukaryota; Fungi; Ascomycota; Sordariomycetes; Diaporthales; Cryphonectriaceae
Exons: 4
Coding region: 1-1059 (352 amino acids)
Source: RefSeq, a predicted model, not a curated record
AUGUCUGGGGGCGAGCGGGAGGCGCUGGAGGAGUUCCGUGCCGCCCGCGCCCUCCAGGCGAGAGAGGCUGCAGAGGCGGAAACAAAGAGGCGCAAGGAGCAGGAGGAGAUAGACAACUUCGAGACGGCAAAGGGCGAGGGAAACAUCGCCGACUGUGGAUGCUGCUACGUCGAGCACGCACUUAACAGGAUGGUGCACUGCGAUGGCGAAGAGCUACACUGGUUUUGUCGUGAUUGCGCCCGUAUGAUGGCCGAGACACAGAUAGGCCUUGGCAAGCACACGUUGGCUUGUAUGUCCACCGAUGGCUGCUCAGGCCAGUUCCCGUCUCAUCAACGGGAGAUCUUUCUCGACGCCCACUCAUUAACGGCACUGGACCGUAUCGAGCAAGAGGCCUCUCUCCGAGAUGCUGGUAUUGAAAACCUCGAGACAUGCCCGUUCUGUCCAUUUGCGAUGGAAUACCCACCCUUGGAGGAGGACAAAGAGUUCCGAUGCCUGAUGCCUGAGUGCAAGGUGGUGAGCUGUCGGGCCUGUCGACAAGAGACUCACAUCCCAAAGACUUGCGAAGAGGCAGCUCUUGAGCGAGGCCAUUCAGCUCGCCACGCGAUAGAGGAGGCCAUGUCAGCAGCCUUGAUACGGACAUGCAAUAAAUGCGCAACACCUUUUAUCAAGGAAAACGGCUGCAACAAGAUGACCUGCACAAAAUGCCGCAACAUCCAGUGUUACACUUGUUCCAAAUCCUGUGAUUAUACACACUUCAAUGACACUGCACGAGGGGGCAGAGUUGGUCAGUGUCCCCUCUUUGACAAGGAGGGGACUGAUGUCCGUCAUGCUGAGGAGGUGAAGAUUGCCGAGCAGGAAGCCCGCAUGAAAGUUCUUGAGGACAAUACAGACGUGGAUGCUGCAUUCUUGGAAAUCAAGACCUCUGAAAGAGUCCAAAAGGAUGAGCAACAACGACUGACAAAUGGUAAGUCUCCCCUGGCAGAGUAUGGGGGCGGGUGGGAAAUGGACAUUGUGAGUCUUGAUGGCUGCUGUACUAACACCCAUCUCAGAUGCAUAUAG